AGUUAUUUUAUGGGUCUUUUUUGCGUGUGUACUCUCACUUAGCAUAUGAAACAUUUCAGAUUAAGUACAAGAAUUUUGAUAAAGUUGAAGAGAGAAAGUGGUGGCACAUUCCAAUAAUUACAGAAUUUCUUGAGAAGAAUGGUCUUGAAUCUGCACUGAAGACAGUUCUUGGCACAGAGAUGGUACAAGCACGUCAGUUUGUACAUUUUGCUUUUCCACGGCUUAAGUGGACUGAUCAAAGUAAUGACACUGGAAUUUGGAAGGAUCAGGCUUCAAAUGAAACAGAAGCAAUAGGAAAACAUAGUGAUCAUUCAGGAGAUUUCGCUGUUCCUUCAGCAUUAGAUAGAUCUGUAAACUAUUCAAACCAGUCAGACAGCCAUCCAGAUCCAGAGUCCUCCCCAAAUUGCUCAAACCUUGAUGAACAUAAAUCUUCAGAGAUUGAAGUUGUUGAAGCCUCACACUCCGAUAAAUAUUUUUGGAAAAACAUUGCUGAUAUUGUGAAUCAUAAUGUUGUCCAGAGAAUUGGUUUUCCUGCUUUUGAUAAGAUAAGGUGGGAUGAAUUUGACUUGUUAAAUAAGAUUGGGUUGCAGUCUCAACAAGUUGCAGUCGCCAGUUAUAUUGAAUCUGGACUUGCUACUCCUGAAAAGCAGGAAAGGUUGGUACCACAAAUAAUGAACACAAUUCAAUCAUCAUUGCCAGAUAUUAAGAAGGCAACAAGAGAUUUGCUACAGCAGACUGAUUCCAUUCUGGGUGCUCUUAUGGUUCUAAACACAACAGUUUUCAAGUCAAACAAAGGGGUAGAACUUAUUGGAAGCGGCAACACAAAAAAAGAUUCAACACCUGAAAUAAAAAGUGACGUUCAUGGAUACCCAAUACAUAAUGCAACAAUCUUAAAUGAAACAAAAGCCGAGGAAAUGAGGGAACUUUUUACAAGAGCAGAAACUGCUAUGGAGGCUUGGGCAAUGCUAGCCACAUCUCUGGGGCACCCAACUUUUAUUAAAUCUGAAUUUGAUAAGAUAUGCUUCUUAGAUAACUCAUCUACUGACACUCAGGCAACUCUCUUGUUAUUCUAAAUUAGUGCUUCCUUUGUCCAAGAGUGUAUCAUGUGUUUGUCUUAGACAUGGUUUUAAAUAAAACAAUUUUCAUAUCUACCUCUGAAAAGAAAAGAAAAUUGGAUCUCACCAAGUCUUGUAGGAUAGAUUCAAAGAAAAACAAAAAACUGAUGGUGUUCAAAUUUGGGAAAGUAAACAUUAAUUUGGGAUGUAGUAAAACAGUAAUGAAAGAUCGAACAAAAUGAGGCGUAGGGACUCUUUUUAUUUUGGUAUAAAACUUUGUUUAGAGGUGAAUGGACAUCUAAUCACAGACUAUAUAGAUCUGCAGGUUGCACUUUGGCGAGAUCAAUCACGGAAAAGAUUAGUUGUUGCUUUCAGAGGAACUGAACAAGCUAGAUGGAAAGAUCUGCGGACAGAUUUAAUGUUGGUUCCAACAGGGCUAAAUCCUGAAAGGAUAGGAGGUGACUUCAAGCAGGAAGUUCAGGUCCACAGCGGUUUUUUAAGUGCAUAUGAUUCGGUCAGAACAAAGCUUAUCUCACUUAUCAAGCAAGCAGUUGGAUAUGUAGAUGAUGACCUUCUACCCACUCCCAAGUGGCAUGUUUAUGUAACUGGUCAUAGUUUGGGCGGUGCUUUAGCUACUCUCCUUGCUCUUGAAUUAUCAACAAGUCAACUGACAAAGCGUGGAGCUAUCUCUGUGACUAUGUAUAAUUUUGGAUCUCCCAGAGUUGGGAACAAGAAAUUUGCUGAACUGUAUAACGAGAAAGUCAAAGACAGCUGGAGGGUUGUAAAUCACAGAGAUAUAAUUCCAACAGUUCCACGUUUAAUGGGCUACUGCCACGUGGCUCAACCUGUUUAUCUCACUGCAGGAUAUCCAAAAAAUGCAAUGGCUAACGUUGAACUAUUAGAAGAUAGCUACCAAGCAGAUGUUAUUGGGGAAGCCACACCUGAUGUUAUUGUCAGUGAAUUUAUGAAAGGCGAGAAGGAAUUUAUUGAGAAAAUAUUGAACACGGAGAUCAAUUUUUUCCGAGCUAUUAGAGAUGGGAGUGCACUGAUGCAGCAUAUGGAGGAUUUCUAUUAUAUUACCCUAUUGGAGAAUGUGAGGUCAAACUGCCAGAACGUUACAAUCACGUGAAGAGUUGCUGUAAUAAUGGUUGCAGCAGGACAAAAGGAGUUCUCCGUGGAAUGAUCCAUUAAAGCUUAAAAAUCCCU
This is a messenger RNA of Cuscuta campestris, 2261 nucleotides long. The record is from the annotation of a GenBank genome assembly. NCBI's taxonomy places the organism in Eukaryota, Viridiplantae, Streptophyta, Magnoliopsida, Solanales, Convolvulaceae.